AUGCUUCUCAAGCGCGCUGGGAAACUUUCGAGAGUAUUAUAUCUCAUUGAGAAAUCUGACAUCCCUGCUGUCUCCAUACCAACAGUUGUCGUGGCACUUGCGAUUUCAGGGUUGCCCAGUGUGUCUUUAUUCAUCAAAGGAGUAAUCUGGAACCAGCUGCAUCUGUUGGCUUUUGAAAUUCUCGGUCUUGAAGAAGAUCGCAUUGCAAAGCCGCAUCGCCCACUGCCCUCUGGUCUUAUCUCGUUGGAAGACGCCCAUAUACUUUACCGCUGCCUGUUGGUAUGCAUGUGGAUCGCGGCUUUCCAUUGCAACACUUUUGUUUGCACCUUUGCAUAUACAGCCGCGAUCACGAUUUACAAUGAAGGUGGACUUGCUGCUUUUUCCGGCUUGAAGAAUGUUAUUGGGGCAUUUGGCCUGAUGUGCAUGUGUUGGGGAACAACAGUCACUUUUGCUAACGGGGAGGGUUUGCAUAGCAAGAGAGCCUUGGCAAUUCUCAUUUUCGGGCUCAUUUUCUCAACCACUGGACACGCCCAAGAUUUCCGUGACCGGUCAGCAGAUGUAGUUAUGGGCAGAAAGACGAUACCAUUGGUGCUUUCUCAACCCCUCGCCAGGUGGUCGCUUGCAGUCAUGAUCGCGGCAUGGACAGCAGGCCUGAUUGUUUUCUGGCAACCUCCCAUGGUUGUCAGUAUCGCUUUUGCCAUUCUUGGGCUUCGAACAUUGGGCGGCUACCUUAUGAGUGAUGAAGAGAAAGAUGAUUCCGUGUCGUAUGUUUAUUACGGGGUAAGAUCAUUCCUCAAAGUUAAAACAGCAAGGAGAUGCUAA
Bipolaris maydis ATCC 48331 is the source of this 822-nucleotide messenger RNA. The record is from RefSeq and is a predicted model, not a curated record. NCBI's taxonomy places the organism in Eukaryota, Fungi, Ascomycota, Dothideomycetes, Pleosporales, Pleosporaceae.